Ciona intestinalis (vase tunicate) is the source of this 1897-nucleotide messenger RNA. Lineage: Eukaryota; Metazoa; Chordata; Ascidiacea; Phlebobranchia; Cionidae. The record is from RefSeq and is a predicted model, not a curated record.
AUGCAAGUAACAACAGAAAUAAGUACAACCGAUUCCACUCUUUCAGAAGUAACAACAGAAAUAACUACAACCGAUUCCACUGUAGCAGAAGUAACAACAGAAAUAACUACAACCGAUUCCACUAUAGCAGAUGAAACGACAGAAAUAACUACAACCGAUUCCGCUGUUUCAGAAUUAACAACAGAAAUAACUACAACCGAUUCCACUGUUUCAGAAGAAAAAACAAAAAUAACUACAACGGCUUUUACUGUAAACACAAAAAUAAGUACAACCGAUUCCACUCUUUCAGAAGUAACAACAGAAAUAACUACAACUGAUUACACUGUAGCAGAAGAAACAACAGAAAUAACUACAACCGAUUUCACUGUUUCAGAAGUAACAACAGAAAUAACUACAACCGAUUCCACUAUAGCAGAUGAAACGACAGAAAUAACUACAACCGAUUCCACUGUUUCAGAAUUAACAACAGAAAUAACUACAACCGAUUCCACUGUUUCAGAAGAAAAAACAAAAAUAACUACAACGGCUUUUACUGUGGCAGAAGAAACAACAGAAAUAACAACAACCGAUUCCACUGUUUCAGAAGUAACAACAGAAAUAACAACAACCGGUUCUACACCUACAGUCACAACAGAUGAAGCAACUACAUACGCAGCAGUGCCUUUUGUUGCAACAGUCACUAACAUAAUGAAUACAACUACAACUAAUUCCACUUCCCCGGGAUUACCAACAUCAUCAGCCAGUUCUAUUGUACCACUACCAAUAACAGGAACUUUGCCAACAAAAUCGGCUUUCACAGAAGUAUCAUCCGAAACAGCAAGAACCGAUUCCAUGAUAACAGAAGUAACCACAGAAACUUUAACAACUAAAUUGACAACAACAGAAAUUCCGACAACUGAACCUACAACAACAGAAAUUCCGACAACUAAAUUUACAACAACAGAAAUUCCGACAACUGAACUUACAACAACAAAAAUUCCGACAACUAAAUUUACAACAACAGAAACUCCAACAACUGUAUUCACAACAACAAAAGCCAGUUCUAGCGAACGACUAUCAACAUUAUCUACAAUGGAAUCAACAAAAGCUUUACAAAAAACAACAGUAACCUCAAAACCAAUAACAAGUGUUUUACAAGCGACCAGCACAACUUCUAGUCAGGCAGCACAAAAUUCAUCCGCCAUUGUUACUAUUGACGUCAACCAAACCGGCACGCCUACUCUUCCAUCUAACCAUUCAAUAACUUCAUUAAAUACAACCGACCCGCCUUCGCUAACAACAACAUCUUUAAAUCCGACCAGCAAUGCAUUCACAUUACCUCCGGUGGCAAUUGGGGCCAUUUGUGGCGGCGUUCUUGUUUUAAUUCUUUCCGCUUACCUUCUGCACAGAUACAUUAGGCACCGUCGGUCGAAAAGGUUCGACGUAUCUGAUGUCGAAAUCAACCUCAAAGCUUUCCCGCCAAUAAACUUACUCAAUGUACCUCCCGGUGCGCAUACUACCACUACAUAUCUAAAGUAAUAACACUAUCUACGUAAAAAGUCAGAGCUGUUGAAUAUGUACCCAAAUAAUUGCACCACACUUAGUGUAGUUACUGUUUUAAAAUCAUGUUAUUACAGUGUUAAUUUUUUUGCUUGUGAUUUCUAGUAUUUUUGUAUGUUGAAACGCACUUGUCUUACGAAUGUGUAAUGUAUAACUGCAACUUCUAGCACAUAUAAUAUCCCCUAUUUCCUAAUCGUGUUUUUAUCACUUACAAACGCUCUUUUUAGAGUCAUAAGCAUACGGUUAUAUAAAAUCGUAAAUAUUCUUUGUUAAAAAAAGAAAAUGAUGAGAACACAUCUACCCUAAUAACUGUCUACAAUAAAAACCAGGAAUUUAACUGCAAUAAAUCGUCAGAUAC